AUGAAGCCGUGCGAGGAGGAGGAGGAGGAAGGACGGGCGGCGGCGGCGGCGGCGGGCGGCGGCGGGGACCCCUGGAAGGAGUGCGCGGAGGUGGCGGUGCAGCUGGCGCGCCGCGCCGGGCAGAUUAUUAGGAAAGCUCUGACAGAAGAAAAACAAGUGUCCACAAAGACAUCUGCAGCAGAUCUUGUGACAGAAACUGAUCAUUUUGUGGAAAAUUUAAUUAUUUCUGUUCUGAAAGAGAAGUUUCCCUCCCACAGGUUUAUUGCAGAAGAAUCCACUGCUGCAGGUUCAAAAUGUGUCCUCACUGACAGUCCGACCUGGAUUAUUGACCCUGUUGAUGGAACGUGCAACUUUGUGCACAGAUUUCCAACAGUGGCAGUGAGCAUUGGAUUUGCUGUUAACAAAGAGCUUGAAUUUGGUGUAAUUUACCACUGCACUGAAGAACGAUUAUACACUGGUAGAAGAGGUCAAGGGGCAUUUUGUAAUGACAAAAGGCUUCAGGUAUCAAAAGAGACAGAUAUCUCGAAGGCCUUAAUUUUAACAGAAAUUGGUCCAAAACGUGACCCUGCAACUUUGAAAUUGUUCCUUGGUAACAUUGAGAGAUUGCUCAAGGCCCAAGCACACGGGGUCCGUGUCAUUGGGAGCUCGACGCUGGCCCUGUGCCACUUGGCAUCUGGCGCUGCAGACGCCUAUUACCAGUUUGGGCUGCACUGCUGGGACCUGGCAGCGGCCACUGUCAUCAUCAGAGAGGCAGGUGGCACUGUGAUAGACACUUCAGGGGGACCUCUGGAUCUUAUGUCCUGCCGAGUGAUCGCUGCAGGCACAAGAGAGAUGGCCAUGUUCAUAGCUCAGGAAAUACAAACUAUUCACUACCGACGGGACGACGAGAAUUAA
This is a messenger RNA of Cinclus cinclus, 894 nucleotides long. RefSeq names its product inositol monophosphatase 2 (gene IMPA2). The coding region runs from base 1 to 894 and encodes 297 amino acids. Gene Ontology annotation, molecular function: inositol monophosphate 1-phosphatase activity. The record is from RefSeq and is a predicted model, not a curated record. Lineage: Eukaryota; Metazoa; Chordata; Aves; Passeriformes; Cinclidae. The transcript is spliced from 8 exons. Gene Ontology annotation, biological process: phosphatidylinositol phosphate biosynthetic process; signal transduction; inositol metabolic process.